UGUCAUCAGCGACAGCGACGGCGAUCCAAGAUAUUCAGACUCGACCAGUGUAGGUUCUUGCCAGUGACACUUGAACAGUUCAUUGGACGCAUAAUUUAUUCGUAUACCAGCGGUUUGUUGGUCAGACACACUCGAUUCUCGUCGAUCGACUGUGCUUCUCUUGUUUCUCGUUGCUAACCGAUUUCGUCCGUGUCUUCCUCGUUGCGCUCCUACUACGCCACAUAAACAUGGAUCAACUGGUAGCUCCGACGCCCCAGCCUGCUUAUGGUGCUUCAGGGGAACAAAACGUCGAUGUUCUUGGCCAGCCAUGUUUCCGGCAGCCUGCGCCUGUCGCUUACGACGUGCCCAUGACCCCACCGAUUUCUCCAGGUCAUAGUGAGAAUGGUAGCCGCGAUGCCUUACGUGCCGACCAGGAUAUGCAACCCGACUGUCAACAGGAGACACCGUGUUCUACAAGCACCGCAGCUGAUUCAGGCGGUGCUCGUGACUCACUGGAGUGCUGCUUUACGCACGAGAAACACCCACCGACGCCCCCUAAUAAACCCCCGCGCCUACUUGAAGACGAACCAGUUGGUCUUGCGGAACCUGGUGUACUGAAAUUAAGCGACUUCGAAGUAAGGGGGACCCUGGGUACAGGAACCUUUGGGCGUGUGCUUCUAGUCCGCCUGAAAACUAUAACUCCUGGGUAUCACAGUAUUUUCGCCAUGAAAGUGCUGCGCAAGUCGGAAGUAGUUCGCCUUCGUCAAGUCGAGCAUGUAAAUGCCGAAAGACACAUCCUCUCGCGCUUACGGCAUCCAUUUGUCGUAGAUCUAUUCGCCACUUUUCAAGAUAGCUUGAAUAUCUACAUGUUGAUGUCUUACGUGCCGGGAGGAGAACUUUUCACCCACCUUCGGAGAGCCCGCAGAUUCACUCCUGACGUCACUCGCUUUUAUUUGGCCAACAUAAUACUUGCAUUGAAAUAUCUUCACUCUUUCAACGUCAUCUAUCGCGACCUCAAACCCGAGAAUCUUCUUCUGGAUCCAUGUGGCUACCUUUGCUUAACAGACUUUGGAUUUGCCAAAGUGGUGGACGAUCGUACUUGGACGCUCUGUGGCACCCCCGAAUACCUUGCUCCAGAGAUUAUCUUGUCAGAGGGCCAUGGGAAGGCUGCUGACUGGUGGGCCUGCGGGAUUCUUUGCUACGAGAUGCUUGUCGGGUACCCACCAUUUUUUGACGAGACGCCCUACGGUAUAUAUGACAAGAUUCUCAAUGGAAACGUUCACUGGCCUCGGAGCGUGGACAGGCCAUCCCAGGAGCUAAUACAAGCUUUCUUGCGCCCAGAUCGUAGCAAACGCCUUGGGAAUAUGAUAGGUGGGCCACAAGAUGUCCUUGAACACCCGUGGUUCCGUGGUGUUGACUGGGAUGCUCUUGAACGUCGCGAGAUUAAGGCACCAAUUAUUCCCCAUACGACAUCUCUGGAUGACACCAGACACUUCCUCCACCUCCCAUUCCCGUCGUUGCACGACAUGCCAGGUCUUCUCGCGGAAGAGGACUCGCCACCUCUGCACAAAUCACUCCAAUUCCCUGAUUUCUAGCCACACCAUUUCCAGAGCGGAUCUUCUCGCCAAAUCCUGAUUAUUGCACGGUCGUUUCUUGCCAUCUAGUUUGAUUUUCCUCAUAAAUCCUGGAUACCCUAUUAUCCCUUCCCUCACUAACCAUUUAUGCUGUUACUUCCUUUGACAUUGCAAACCGUCUGUGUAGCUUGAUAUUUCAUGCUGUAUCAUUGUCUCCAAGUUUCGAGGCUUGGCAGUUUACACCCUCCGUUUUUUUUUCGCGUCUACUCGCGAGCUAGUGACAUCGAUGUGUAGAUUAUCCGAAUAGCGUUUUGAUUUGUCAUUGUCGAUUUCAGAG
Pisolithus orientalis is the source of this 1890-nucleotide messenger RNA. RefSeq names its product cyclic AMP-dependent protein kinase catalytic subunit. The record is from RefSeq and is a predicted model, not a curated record. Gene Ontology annotation, cellular component: cAMP-dependent protein kinase complex; nucleus. Gene Ontology annotation, molecular function: cAMP-dependent protein kinase activity; ATP binding. Lineage: Eukaryota; Fungi; Basidiomycota; Agaricomycetes; Boletales; Pisolithaceae. Gene Ontology annotation, biological process: peptidyl-serine phosphorylation. The transcript is spliced from 4 exons. The coding region runs from base 228 to 1574 and encodes 448 amino acids.